AUGAUAUCGCGUAGAACAUUCGUCACUAAGAAGGACGAUAUUCUCUCGUUCGACGCUGGCAACGACACUGACAAGUUGAUUGAACUUCACAAUCGUGUCAUUAUGAAUACGUAUGCGCGUGUGCCAGGCAUCGUUUUGUCCCACGGAAAGAAUGCAGCGGUUUUCGACCUGAAGGGAACCGAGUAUCUCGACAUGGGUGCCGGUAUCGCUGUGAAUGCUCUCGGACACAACGACGCCGGUCUCGUCAAGACGAUCGCUGAGCAAUCGGCCAAGCUAAUCCACACCUCCAACCUCUAUUACAAUGCGCCGGCAAUCCGUCUGGCACAGCAAUUGAUUGGCAACAGCGCGCUCGACAAAGUGUUCUUUGCCAACACCGGAACGGAAGCGAAUGAGGGAGCGUUGAAGUUCGCACGUAAACACGGUCUCCAAUCGUCGCCCGAUAAAUACGAGAUCGUUGCUUUCACCCACGGAUUCUCUGGUCGUUCGAUGGGCGCGCUAUCCGUCACCCACAAGUCAAAGUACCGUGAAAUCUACGGUCCAUUGGUGCCAGGCAUCAAAUUCGCCACCUACAACGAUAUCGAAUCGAUGCGUGCCGCAAUCGGACCAAACACUUGCGGUGUCAUCGUGGAGCCGGUACAGGGCGAAGGUGGACUGGAAGCCGCCACCCCAGAGUUUAUGCAGGCGUUGGCAGAGCAAUGCAAGAAGAACAACGCGUUGUUGAUCGUCGACGAAGUCCAAUGUGGACUGGGAAGAACCGGUGAGUUGUGGGCACACGAGCGUCUCGGUGUCAAGCCCGACAUCAUGACGCUGGCCAAGCCACUCGCCGGCGGAAUGGCGAUCGGCGCCAUUUUGGUGCGCGACCACGUCGCCGGAUGCAUCAACCCGGGCGACCACGGAACCACUUUCGGAGGUUCGCCACUCGUUACUCAGGCCGGACUCUACGUGUUCCAAAAGAUCGUGCAGCCGGCGUUCCUCGAGGAGGUGCGCGCCAAGGGCAGACACCUCAAGGCGAGACUCCAAGCGAUUGCCGACAGCGAUGCCGGUCGAUCGAUCAAAGAGAUUCGUACUGUCGGUGGUCUGUUUGUAGGUAUCGAAUUCGACCACGCCGUCAAGGAUCUCGUCAACUUUGCUGUGGCAGCACCCAAUCAUGUAUUUUUCAUUUCCGCCGGUGACAACACACUUCGUCUUUGUCCACCACUCACCAUCUCAACCAAAGAUCUCGAUAGAGCAUGUGAUGUAAUCGAAGCAUAUCUAAAGAAAUAUAAUCAACAAUCUAAAAAGCAAUAA
Heterostelium album PN500 is the source of this 1287-nucleotide messenger RNA. It is a transcript of the gene argD, whose product is annotated as aspartate aminotransferase family protein. The record is from RefSeq and is a predicted model, not a curated record. Gene Ontology annotation, molecular function: pyridoxal phosphate binding; transaminase activity; identical protein binding. Gene Ontology annotation, cellular component: mitochondrial matrix. Bases 1 to 1287 code for a protein of 428 amino acids. NCBI's taxonomy places the organism in Eukaryota, Evosea, Eumycetozoa, Acytosteliales, Acytosteliaceae. The transcript has a single exon. Gene Ontology annotation, biological process: arginine metabolic process.